ACAGGCGGUGGAGCGGCUCAGUAUGGCGGUGGACGCGGGGGUGUGAGGAAGUGCUGUUCCUCCGCUCGGACCGCAUAACGUUGCGUUCGGUCUUGGUAUUUUACAGUUUGUUCUAACGGUGCUCAGUAACACUCCCAGCGGCACUGAAUAGCAGCUGAUGCGUCCUGCGAGCGCCUGCAGUCUAACCGCUCGUUCGUAGGCGAGGGAGAAGCAUAUCUUAGUGAGUAAAUAAAGUGAAAUUCCAAACGUCUCGUGACAAUAGAGACGAAACUCAUUUCCUUCAGUGUCGGCGGCGAUAGCCUCCAGGAGUGACUCGAGUGAGAAAUAAGCCUCCGAGCUUCCCAGGCGACCGGGGCGAGGUGUGUGGCGAAGCGUCCGGGUCGCCGCAGAAAGCAGGGGGCUCUCGCGGUGUGUUAAGGGGAGCGGAAAGUCUAAGACAAUUAGGAAAGUACUUCUUCGAACGUCCUCCCCGCGAGAGACGGACAGUGCAACAGUGUAUUGUCUCCUACAUCGCAGUGACUGAACGAAGUGUCCGUACGUGGCAAGCAGGUGGGUCACAAGUUGCUCAGAGGAUGUGGACGUCGGAAUAGAUAAGCUUUGGCUGGACCAGUGCUUCUCCAGAGUACCGAGGCAGCACGAGGACACGUCAGCGAGGGUUGGGUUCCUUCGAGACGUCACUGUGGCCACCCGGCUGAGGUGGGGCGGCGCGGAGAAACGGCCUGCUCGGAGAUCGGCUUUGAUCCGAUCCAGUUAUGAAACGACUUCCCGCUAAGUGAUAUUGGGAAGCGAGAGGAGUUAGUCAACUGUGAAAUGCCUUUUGGCGAGCUAGAUUCUGUGAGACUCAAGGAAAUACAAAGUGUUUCUAAAUGCAAGAGCGAAUAAGUUCAGGAAAAGUUACGGCAGCUCGCACGCCCCUUGGACCAACCACCAGG
This is a messenger RNA of Penaeus vannamei (Pacific white shrimp), 932 nucleotides long. Lineage: Eukaryota; Metazoa; Arthropoda; Malacostraca; Decapoda; Penaeidae. The record is from RefSeq and is a predicted model, not a curated record.